AAGAGAAAACAUACACAAAGAGAGGGAAAAAAAAUUUAUCAUAUUCUAUGGGUUGCAUCUCUUCCAAAUUGCUCUCCACCACCGACGAUUUCGAUAGGCGAAUCGCCGCCUCCGAUUGCCGAACCCACUUCGUCUCACUCACUUCGAGCACUUACGGAGUUCUCGAUCUCAAUCCGAAGCCGGAGGAAGAAGAGAAGGAGCAGGAGAAGAGGUCUCCUCACUUUGUUAUUCUCCCACAGUCGAAGAAGAAGCUUCCGAAGGAAGAAGCUCCGGAGAUCAUCAAUGCGUGGGAACUAAUGGAGGAUCUCGAAGACGAGACCCCUAUUUGGUCUCCGGUUAAAAGACCCGCUAAAUCAUAUCUUUCGGUCCAGAUUUGGUCUCCGGUGAACGCAAUGGCUUCGCCGAAGAAACACAAGAGGAGGAAGAUAAGGGGAAAAGAGAACAGCCCACAUCAGGCGAGUUCGAAAAGUUCCGAUUUUGAUUCGAAUCGGGUGUUACGACCGUUUAGUUCGUCGGCUAAUUCAAAAUGUGUUGUACCCAAUUCUGCAGUUGCGAAGAAGAGCACCCCAUUGAGUGCUAAGGUAAGCAAAUCGGGGACGGAUUCGGUUGUUUCUUCGUCGAGAAGAAGCUUAAGCCCUUUGUUCGAUCCGGAGCUUCUCGCUUCCAUCGAGAAAGAGCUCUUUGAAGAGAGAGAACAUAUUAAAAAGAUGGUAGCUUCUAAGCCCAGAAGCGGAAAGCACUUUUUAAGUUCCGACACAUUGCUUCGCACCUUCGAAGAGAAGUGCCCGCAGGGCGGCGAAAGCGCGGUGGUACUAUACACAACCACACUGAGGGGGAUACGAAAGACCUUCGAGGACUGCAACGCCGUCCGAUCAAUGAUCGAGGGCCACGAUGUGCAAAUCGUAGAGCGGGACAUCUCGAUGGACUCCGGGUAUAGAGAGGAGCUCAGGCUACUGAUGGAGAAAAGGGAAGUGAGAGUUCCUUUGCUGUUUGUGAAGGGGAGGUUAGUUGGAGGGAAAGAGGAGGUUUUGAAGCUAGAAGAGGAGGGCAAAUUGGGAAUUAUACUGCAAGGGAUGCCUAGGGCAAGAGUGUGGUGUGAGGCGUGUGGGGGGGUGAGGUUUGUGAUGUGUAUGGAUUGCAAUGGGAGUUGUAAGGUGUUGGAUGAGGAGGAGAAGAAGAUGGUGAAGUGUGGGGAGUGUAAUGAGAAUGGUUUGAUUCAUUGCCCCAUUUGUUCUUGAGAGCUACACUGAGGGGUUUGAAAUUAGUCCAAUUUAUGGGACAUAUCACUGUGAUCUUAAUUUUAUUCUUUCUUUUUUUGCUCAUUUUGGACUCAAUUUAGUGAUGGGGGUUGAUCUACUAUCUACCACACUUGUUAGUUUGUUUCUGUUGUAUGUACUUUAUCUACCCCUCAAGUUUGUUUCUGUUGUGUGUACUUUAUCAGUUUUGUUGUUGUUCAUUUAAUUAGUUCAACUUCUGGGACA
Molecule: messenger RNA, 1481 nt
Organism: Ananas comosus (pineapple)
Lineage: Eukaryota; Viridiplantae; Streptophyta; Magnoliopsida; Poales; Bromeliaceae
Exons: 1
Coding region: 48-1238 (396 amino acids)
Source: RefSeq, a predicted model, not a curated record